Molecule: messenger RNA, 393 nt
Organism: Mesocricetus auratus (golden hamster)
Lineage: Eukaryota; Metazoa; Chordata; Mammalia; Rodentia; Cricetidae
Product: zinc finger protein 844-like
Exons: 3
Coding region: 1-393 (130 amino acids)
Biological process (GO): regulation of DNA-templated transcription
Source: RefSeq, a predicted model, not a curated record
AUGAAUGAAACCAAUGAGGAUGCAGUAACCUAUGAUGAUGUGCACAUCAGCUUCACUCAGGAAGAGUGGGCUUUGCUGAAUCCUUCCCAGAAAAGUCUCUUCAAGGAUGUGAUGCUGGAGAUGUACUUGAACUUCUCUGCCAUAGCCAUAAAGGAGAGAAACCCUAUAAAUACACUCAAUGUAUUAAAACCUUUGUGUGUUACAGGCAUCUUCAAAGGCAUGAAAAAAUUCAUACUGGAGAGAAACCAUAUGAAAGUUUCCAGUAUGGUGAAGUCUUUGCAGGUCACAGUUGUCUACAACUCCAUAAAAGAACACAUACUGGAGGGAAAACCCAUGAAUGUAAUCAAUGUGGUAAAAACUUUGCAAGUCAUGGUGAGUUUAAAAGUCAUAUAA